This is a messenger RNA of Epinephelus fuscoguttatus (brown-marbled grouper), 2229 nucleotides long. Its product is annotated as NACHT, LRR and PYD domains-containing protein 1b allele 3-like. Bases 538 to 2229 code for a protein of 563 amino acids. The record is from RefSeq and is a predicted model, not a curated record. Lineage: Eukaryota; Metazoa; Chordata; Actinopteri; Perciformes; Serranidae. The transcript is spliced from 3 exons. Gene Ontology annotation, biological process: regulation of apoptotic process.
GAUAGGAAGCAAGUGAGGGGAGACCAUGGGGGAGACCAGUAAGCAUGAUACAAUGCACCCACAGUUGAGGAUAUGCUGGAUUAACACGUACUGGGACCAGGUGCAGGUAAAAAUGUCAUUGAACAGAAAGUAAUGAGACCCUGCAUCAAGCUGAGCGGAGGUGAACUCUGUCAUGUCAAUCCGCCGGGGCUGACUGGAGAUCACGCGCAGGACAGGUUCUUCUUUGGACUUUUAUAGAAGUGAAUGGGAGACUGAUAUUGUGGAUAUUUGUAUGUGCAUACAAAAUGCAGUGUGGCCUUAUCUUUGCCACCACUACCAAACAGCUCUGUGGUGGUGGGGCUGUGUCGGCGGCAGGCUGACGGAGAUAAACAAACUUACAGGAACAAGGAAGUCCCGCUUUAAAGUUUAUUAAACAUGGAGACGCCUUACGCCGGUUUCUACUUAACACCACUGUAAACACAAUCACGGGCUAAGAAAGAGGUGAAAAAAACUGAAGUCAACAACAAGAGAGGAUUAGAAAAAAAUCUUUUUAACAGCAUGAUAAAAAUCAAUUCAAAAUCAAUGUGGCACCUUGGCACCAACGAAUUUACAACUUCUACACUAAGAAAGCUGCUAUUCACAAAAGGAGGAAGCAUAGAAGAAACUUUUCACUACCUAUGUGUAUCCGUCUGGCCUUCUGUGUACAGAUAUCCUUUAUUUCCCGUCUUUUUCAAUGCUGCCACCAGAAGAUAUAAUGAAGAGACAACCGAAUAUUGUAAAGAGGAGUCUGUCACAGACGGGUUUCCAUUAGAGGCCUCCCAGGCAUUUGGUCGUCAUUUACGUUUGGCAGGUGAUAAAUUAUGGCAUGGAAAGAUAAAGUAUGCUCGCCAGCCAUCUUACACUUCAAACUUGGUCAUGCACUUUAAGGCCAUCAUUCCUUCUGCUGCUGGCUUUUUAUUCAAUACCUUUUGUACAAAUGGUUGGAUUUACUUUUAUGCCCUGGACAAAAAAAACUUUAGGCUUCUUGUUAGGUCUGAGCAAAGCUCAGUCACAAACACCCUGCCAGCCCAUUCUCACCUCCUACAAUCCCCAGAAUGCUUUAGGAGCAGGAGAGACUCCAGCUGCCUGCCUCGCUCUCACAGCCUGCCUUUACUGAGUCAGAUAACGUCUGCAAAGAACAAGAGCUUAAGACGAGCUGAAAGCUUACCUGACAUGCUGUUAACAAACAGCUUUGAGGAGUUUACACCUGAAAUGACUGCUGAGGAAAACGAUGAAACCUACAGGUUCCAGUGCUCCUGCCCAGGCCUGUACCAGUGCAGUGUGACAGGCCUGGUGUUUCACAUGGAGGGAGAAGGGGACGUGGUUUACAGGAUUGUCCCUUGGAACAGGAGGCUACUGGCCCAGCAUCACAAGAAGCCUGCAGGACCCCUGUUUGACAUCAAGUGUCUGCAGCAGUCUGUGUGUCAGCUUCAUCUCCCACACUGUGAGAUCCGCUCCACAGGUGGAUGUGAUUUCUUGUCAGUUGCUCAUGUGAACGAUGAGGGCAUUGAGUUUAUCAGCCCUCACAAGAUAACAGAAACUCAUGCCCCAGAUGAUUCUGAUCCUGAGUCCCUCCUCAAUGUGUUGCUGCUACCAAAGAACGUUUCACUCCGGGAUGUGCUGCGCACCAGGAAGAAGUUAGUUGGAGAUGAGAGCUACAUAGAGACAUCCCCACACUGUAAACUGCGCCCAAAGCAGGAAUACACUCUGUCCACUUGUCCUGAAGACAACUCAGUUCUAGUUCAACCAGCAGAAGCAGAAUUUGACUGCGACAACUAUGACAACUACUUCCCAUCAUUCCAGGUGAGCCUAGAAAAGAUCAUGAAACACAUUAAGCUGUUUUUGAGAAACACCAACAGCUCCCACAGUGUCUGGGAAAGACGAGUUUGUCUUUCAUCCCCUGGAGUAAGAAGGUCCUGUGGGCAGAGCGCUCUGAAUCUCCCUCCUAAUGAGAAGCUGUUUGCCAUACGGAGCAGCUUCAUUGAUGGGAUAUCAGGACCUGUUCUCAAAAGUCUGCUGGACAAACUGCUGGAGAAAAAGGUGAUAACUGACUCUGAGAGGGAGUCAGCGGACGUGAUGCAAAACAACAGAGAUAAAGCUCGUUUUGUUAUCGACACAGUGAGGAAGAAAGGUGAAGCUGCCAGCUCAGAGAUGAUUGAGUUCCUCUGUGAGGCUGACCCCUUCCUCUGUGAACAUCUUGGGCUUAUCUGA